Messenger RNA from Hirsutella rhossiliensis, 1431 nucleotides. Its product is annotated as secY translocase domain-containing protein. Lineage: Eukaryota; Fungi; Ascomycota; Sordariomycetes; Hypocreales; Ophiocordycipitaceae. Gene Ontology annotation, biological process: post-translational protein targeting to membrane, translocation; SRP-dependent cotranslational protein targeting to membrane, translocation. The transcript has 3 exons. Gene Ontology annotation, molecular function: signal sequence receptor activity; transmembrane protein transporter activity; ribosome binding. The record is from RefSeq and is a predicted model, not a curated record. Gene Ontology annotation, cellular component: membrane; Sec61 translocon complex. The coding region runs from base 1 to 1431 and encodes 476 amino acids.
AUGAGCUCCUUGCGAUUUCUUGACCUGGUCAAGCCGUUCGUGCCGUUCCUCCCCGAGGUUCAGCAGCCGGAGACCAAGAUCCCCUUCAACCAAAAGAUGAUGUGGACGGCCCUGACGCUUCUCAUCUUCCUCGUCAUGAGCCAGAUGCCCCUCUACGGCAUCGUCUCGUCCGACAACUCAGAUCCCCUCUACUGGCUGCGAAUGGUGAUUGCGAGUAAUCGCGGCACCCUCAUGGAGCUUGGCAUCACCCCCAUCAUCUCCUCGGGCAUGGUCUUCCAGCUUCUCGCCGGCACCCAUAUGAUCGAUGUGAACCUCGACCUCAAGUCGGACCGCGAGCUCUACCAAACGGCCCAGAAGCUGUUCGCCUUUAUCCUCUCAGCCGGCACCGCUACCGUCUACGUUUUCACCGGCCUCUACGGCCCCCCUUCGGAUCUCGGCGCCGGCAUCGUCUUCCUCCUCAUCCUGCAGCUCGUUGUUGCCGGCAUGAUUGUCAUUCUGCUCGACGAACUCCUGCAAAAGGGCUAUGGCCUCGGCAGCGGCAUCUCCCUCUUCAUCGCCACAAACAUCUGCGAGUCCAUCAUGUGGAAGGCCUUUUCCCCGACCACCAUCAACACCGGCCGCGGCCCCGAGUUUGAGGGUGCCGUCAUCGCCCUCUUCCACCUGCUCAUGACGUGGCCCAACAAGCAGCGCGCUCUGCAGGAGGCCUUUUACAGGCAGAACCUGCCCAACAUCAUGAAUCUGCUCGCCACCAUUGCCGUCUUCGUCGCCGUCAUCUACCUCCAGGGCUUCCGCGUCGAGAUCCCCGUCAAGUCGUCGCGCCAGCGCGGCGCCCGCGGCUCGUACCCUGUGCGCCUCUUCUACACGUCCAACAUGCCCAUCAUGCUGCAGUCUGCCCUCUCGUCCAAUGUCUUCCUCAUCAGCCAGAUGCUGUACUCGCGCUUCUCCGACAACCUCCUCGUCCGCCUCUUCGGUGUCUGGGAGGCCAAGGACGGCUCUUCGCAGCUGCACGCCAUCUCCGGCCUCGUCUACUACAUGUCGCCCCCGCUCAACUUCAAGGAUGCCCUCCUCGACCCCAUCCACACGGCUGCCUACAUCGUCUACAUGCUCGGCGCCUGCGCGCUCUUCUCCAAGACAUGGAUCGAGGUGUCCGGAUCCAGCCCCCGCGAUGUGGCCAAGCAGCUCAAGGACCAGGGACUCGUCAUGGCCGGCCAUCGUGACCAGAGCAUGUACAAGGAGCUCAAGCGCAUCAUCCCCACGGCUGCUGCCUUUGGCGGCGCCUGCAUUGGUGCGCUCUCCGUCGCGAGUGAUCUUAUGGGCGCUCUUGGCUCCGGCACUGGUACUCUCCUCGCUGUAACCAUCAUCUACGGCUACUUCGAAAUCGCCGCCAAGGAAGGAGACUUGUCCGGCAUGAAGGGCAUGGUCAUGGGCUAA